UAAAAUGAAAUCGAAGAGUGGUCAGUUAAUUGUGGUAUUGGAGGAGAGUUCACACUCACAGUAACAAAAUGUUGGUUCCUAUAAUUGUAGUCACUCCCAUAGAUAUAUACCACCAUACCAAACUACUCAGACGCAGCAUAGGUACGCAAGUUUAGGCCUAGAACUCAAUUAUUGACGACAAUUGAUAAUUUACGUAUAUAUGUAGAUACUGCUAAAGAAGUGUUCAUUACAUACAAAAUUAGUAUGGCUCAUGUGUAGUGGGUUAGUGAGUAGGUGUAGCACCUAGCACUCAACUCAGAAAACAUGAAAAUAAGUAUCAAAGUAUUAUCUUCGAAUCCGCAAACUAUUACUUCUCAGGGUUUCUAUUUCCAUGGUUUGAGCAUGCCUCGGCGAGCAGUGAUAAUACUGCCCACUUAGGGUCUGAACUGAAUGAUAGCCAGUUAUCCAAUUGAUCUGCAAUAAGUUUAGUUUGCAACCUCGCUUGUGUUGGGCGAGCGACAGCACAAGGUAAACAAAACUGGCAAUAUGGACGCGAUCAUCAUGGCCUUACAGUUGCACAGCAUAUCUAAAAUGAAGAUUGCGGCCUUCCUCCUCCUACUAGUAAAUGACAGCCACAACAAGGACCUACUAGUUGGCAGCACUGAUAACAGCACAUUAACAUACAUGGAGGUAGCUUAUAACAAUGCUGAGCCUGCAAAGUCUUGGGAGGAUGAUGUUAUAUACUUCUCCGGUAAGGUGGAUAAAACAAUUAAGGCCAUAAAGGUGCAGGAUCUGGAUGAAACCAAUGAAAAGGACAUUGCUAUUAUCAUUGCAGGCGGAGUGGCACAUAAUUUUGUCAAUAUAAGCCUAAAGAGUGACCCAGGAUACAGCCUUAAUUACAAAAUUGAAAUAUACUCAUAAAUAUUCAAAGUAACAUUCUCAAUUUAUUUUCUACAGAAAAUAGGAUAU
Molecule: messenger RNA, 948 nt
Organism: Cydia pomonella (codling moth)
Lineage: Eukaryota; Metazoa; Arthropoda; Insecta; Lepidoptera; Tortricidae
Exons: 3
Coding region: 526-900 (124 amino acids)
Source: RefSeq, a predicted model, not a curated record